GGCUUCAUUUAAGUUUUUCACUUCGUUGUUGUCGCGUUGCCGCCGCGAAUUGUCUGAAAACUUUUCUAUUGUUUCUUCGAUUCGGUCGAUAAUGGCAAAGCACUGUGUUUAAGCCGUCACAUUCGAGUAUAAUAUUCAACAAUCAGUUUUAAUUAAUAGUGUAACCACAACAACAAGAGCAAGAGAGCAAUACAAACGAUUAAAAUGGGACAAAAAGUGUCGCGCACCGACUUCGAAUGGGUUUAUACGGAAGAACCGCAUGCCUCACGUCGCAAAAUUAUUCUCGAGAAAUAUCCACAAAUCAAGAAACUGUUUGGUCAUGAUCCGAACUUUAAAUGGAUUGCCGGCGCAAUGGUGUUGACCCAAAUACUGGCGUUGUUCAUUGUCAAGGACUUGUCGUGGCCCUGGCUGUUAGUGUUGGCCUAUUGCUUUGGCGGCAUUCUGAAUCAUUCACUUAUGUUGGCCGUGCACGAAAUAUCGCAUAAUCUUGCCUUCGGCCACAGCCGCCCCAUGCAUAAUCGGAUCUUGGGCUUCAUUUGCAAUCUGCCCAUAGGACUGCCGAUGAGCAUAUCGUUUAAAAAAUAUCAUCUCGAACAUCAUCGCUAUCAAGGCGACGAGGUGAUUGAUACAGAUAUCCCAACGCUACUGGAGGCCCGAUUAUUCGACACAACCUUUGGCAAAUUCAUGUGGGUGUGUCUGCAGCCCUUCUUCUACAUUUUCCGUCCGCUGGUGAUCAACCCAAAGCCACCGACACGCCUGGAGAUCAUCAAUACGAUCAUACAGUUGACAUUCAAUGCUGCCGUCGUCUAUUUCAUUGGCUGGAAGGCGAUGGCCUAUCUGAUAUUCGGCUCGAUUCUAGCCAUGGGACUGCAUCCGGUGGCGGGGCAUUUUAUAUCCGAGCACUAUAUGUUUGCCAAGGGAUUUGAGACGUACUCGUAUUAUGGCCCACUCAAUUGGAUCACCUUCAAUGUGGGCUAUCACAAUGAGCAUCACGAUUUUCCGGCUGUGCCUGGCUCUCGGCUGCCGGAGGUGAAGCGCAUCGCCAAGGAGUUCUACGAGACGAUGCCACAGCACACCAGCUGGACACGUGUGCUGUACGAUUUUGUGAUGGAUCCCUCUGUGGGUCCAUACGCGCGUGUCAAGCGCCGACAGCGCGGAUUGGCCUCCUAAAGUGGCCGCAUCAACGAUUUUACUAACGGUUUCCUGGCAUUAUGUAAUCUCAGCGUUUAGACCUAGAAGCACAACCACGGUAACAACAAACAGGAAAUAAGCGAAUGCAAAUGAGAAAUGCCUGCUAAGUUCUGUCCUGCUUAUUUUUGGACAGCGAACGCACUGGAUGAUUAUAAAACGUAUUUUUUCAUGUGUAAGCUUAUAUAAUAUGUAUGUAAAGCUUAGUUGGCAAGGCAAUUGUUAAGCGCUAUUAUAAACUAUUAUUGUUACCUCAAAAAACUUAAUUGAUGGCCUGUUAAACGUAGUAUGUAAAUUGUCUCCUAUAUUUAGUGUUUUCUAAAUAUGUAUGUAUAUUUAUAAAUUUGUGCGCCUAAAUGCAGCUGUAAACAGUACUAAACUAAACUAUACACUAUAUAUACUGCAAA
Messenger RNA from Drosophila nasuta, 1595 nucleotides. It is a transcript of the gene ifc, whose product is annotated as delta4-sphingolipid-FADS-like protein ifc. The transcript is spliced from 2 exons. Gene Ontology annotation, molecular function: sphingolipid delta-4 desaturase activity. Bases 205 to 1170 code for a protein of 321 amino acids. Gene Ontology annotation, cellular component: membrane. The record is from RefSeq and is a predicted model, not a curated record. Gene Ontology annotation, biological process: ceramide biosynthetic process. NCBI's taxonomy places the organism in Eukaryota, Metazoa, Arthropoda, Insecta, Diptera, Drosophilidae.